Molecule: messenger RNA, 3663 nt
Organism: Peromyscus californicus insignis
Lineage: Eukaryota; Metazoa; Chordata; Mammalia; Rodentia; Cricetidae
Gene: Crk
Product: CRK proto-oncogene, adaptor protein
Exons: 3
Coding region: 143-1057 (304 amino acids)
Molecular function (GO): protein binding
Source: RefSeq, a predicted model, not a curated record
GUGGGGAAGGCCCGCGGCCGCCGCCGCCAUUUCGGGCGCUGCUGGGAGCCUGACACCGGAGCCGGUCCGCUGGGCGGCGGGCGCCAGGGCUGGAGGGGCGCGCGUGGCGGCGGCGGCCCAGCGUGAAGGCGCGGAGGCGGCCAUGGCGGGCAACUUCGACUCGGAGGAACGGAGUAGCUGGUACUGGGGCCGCUUGAGCCGGCAGGAGGCGGUGGCGCUAUUGCAGGGCCAGCGGCACGGGGUGUUCCUGGUGCGGGACUCGAGCACCAGCCCCGGGGACUAUGUGCUCAGCGUCUCCGAGAACUCGCGUGUCUCCCACUACAUCAUCAACAGCAGCGGCCCGCGCCCUCCAGUGCCUCCGUCGCCCGCUCAGCCUCCGCCGGGAGUGAGUCCCUCCCGGCUCCGAAUAGGAGAUCAAGAAUUUGAUUCAUUGCCUGCUUUACUGGAAUUCUACAAAAUACACUAUUUGGACACUACAACAUUGAUAGAACCAGUUUCCAGAUCCAGGCAGGGUAGUGGAGUGAUUCUCAGGCAGGAGGAGGCAGAGUAUGUUCGAGCCCUUUUUGACUUUAAUGGGAAUGAUGAAGAAGAUCUUCCCUUUAAGAAAGGAGACAUCCUGAGAAUCCGGGAUAAGCCUGAAGAGCAGUGGUGGAAUGCAGAGGACAGCGAAGGAAAGAGGGGGAUGAUUCCAGUCCCUUACGUGGAGAAGUAUAGACCUGCCUCCGCCUCAGUAUCGGCUCUGAUUGGAGGUAACCAGGAGGGUUCCCACCCACAGCCACUGGGUGGGCCGGAGCCUGGGCCCUAUGCCCAACCCAGCGUCAACACUCCGCUCCCUAACCUCCAGAAUGGGCCCAUUUAUGCCAGGGUUAUCCAGAAGCGAGUCCCUAAUGCCUACGACAAGACAGCCUUGGCUUUGGAGGUCGGUGAGCUGGUAAAGGUUACGAAGAUUAAUGUGAGUGGUCAGUGGGAAGGGGAGUGUAAUGGCAAACGAGGUCACUUCCCAUUCACACAUGUCCGUCUGCUGGAUCAACAGAAUCCUGAUGAGGACUUCAGCUGAGUAUAGCUCAACAGUUGGCUGACAGAUGGGAACAAUCUGGUUUUUCCCCCAAUUGCCAUCUAUACAAUUUUCUUACAGGUGUCAAAAGCAGUCUAGUUUAUAUAAGCAUUCUGUUACCUGUGAUCUUUUUUAAGACUGAAUUACUCCAUUCUUACUCGUAUUUACCAUAUUCAGGGUACGAAACUGGAGGGCUUGUGUGGUUAACUUCUGAAUUGGCAAUUUUUGGUGAUAGUGGCCAUGCCUGUAUGAGAAGAGGUAAAUACCUUGCCUCCUUUCUCUUUGGCAGUAUAGAUCAACCUGUGGAAAACUGAUGGUCAGGAAAAGAAUGUUACACACUGCUUACCCUGAUUUCUUCAGUGGUUCUGUUUUCAUUCUGAAACCAUACUAUCAAAAGGCAGCAGACUGUUCCCUCCCACUCCCAUGAAGUAAUCAUGCACUGUGUGAAUAUUACCCAGUGGGAUUGCAUUUGCAUUUAUGGACCAUGACCAUUGUAUGACUCAUUCUGACAUUUCAAAUCCUGAGGAUUCUGAGAACACUACUAGAGGCAUUUGUCUUCCUUCCCAGUCAAUGCUUCAUACUUUUUCUUGGAUUCUUUCCUUGUUACUCUCUUCCCCUGUACCUGUAAGUGGCCUGAUUCUUAGGAUAGUGAAUAUCUUCAUUCCAGAUGAGAAGCAGGAUGUGCAGAGCACUUUAUUCAGUGCAUAGCUUUAAGCCAGUAUUGGAUUCACUCAGUGGAGAAACUCCCAGCUUUCUGCCUUCCCCCAAGGGGGCAUCAUAGGUUCACACUGCUACCACAGCUAAGAGACUCCUUGCUGAUGGAACGGAUCCGGCAGGGCCAUUUCUCCUGAUUACUAGUAUCCUAAUGGGAUACUUAAGAGUUCUCAGAUUCUACUUGGAGUGGAAGGACCAAUCCCAUAUUGUAUCCUGUAGAAGGUAUCAGGGGCCAAACUCUGCCCUCUGCAUCAUGUGCAAGUUGUAUAAAAGGCAGAUUAGAAUUCUAUGCAUUGGGGUAGGAUUAGUACUUUGAAAACUGUGCCAGUCAUAAAUUCCUUAUGUAUCAUUUUACAUGGUCAAAAUAGUUCUUGAAGUACAUUAUAUUAUAAAUUGCCUUCAUUUGGGUUUUCCUCUUGUCCAGAUUUAGUUUAUAAGCCCUUUAAAGUAUAGAAUGAUUUAUGUGGGGUCAGAUGCUCCAGAGAAUAGGCCUGUGAGGCCACAAAUGAUUUAGGGUUUCUUUAGACUGUAACAUGAGACUUUUGGGUGAUAAAGACACUUGCUGGUCUCUGGUGUGGUAUGACCAAUAGAAACACCUUAUACUUUGCUUUGAACCUCAUUUUAGAAAAAUAAUGUACCUUCUUAGUUGUCCUGUAUAGAUUAAUAUGAUGAACUUGCAUUCUUUGAACAUACACCAAAUCAUGGUAUUUCAGUGACUAGCACAUUGCUUAGCACAUGUGUGUAGAAAUUUUGUAUGAAAGAGUGAGCAGAGUGCAGAAGCUUGUUACAUGACCAGGGACACCAGUUGGCAUAGGAUUGCAUACAUUACCACAGGCAAACUAAUGACGCUAAUUUAAUACAUUUUUACCUCACUCUAAAGUAAAAACUUGAUAAAGACAUUAAAACUCAACUUUGGAGAUGUUGGCACAGUGCUAAGUACAUAGUAGGUGCUCGAUGAUGUUGAGUGGACAGAUUUGCAGUAUGUGGUAUAUUCCACCUGACUACUUGGUUCAGUUUUCAGUUAGUAUAGAUACUGUAAAUCCCAGUGCACAUUAAAUCUUGUUUUCCUAAGCCAGGCAUAGUGGCACACGCCUUUAGUCCUAGCACUCAAAGGCAGAUGGGUCUUUGAGUUAGAAGCCAGCCUGGUCUACAGAGCUACUUCUAGGACAGUCAGAGUUCCAAAGUGAGACCUUGUCUCAAAAACCAAAUAAAUUAAAUAAAAAAAAAAAAAAUCUGUCCCUGAAAUUAUGGCAUCUUAAUUCCUUGUAGAAAAUCCUUGUCACAGUUGAUUUGAAUGUUUGUAUUUUCUUUGCCUUUGCCUUUGAUGCUGGCUUGUACUGUCUUCAUUGUGUGUGGUGUUGAUGGGAUCAGAAGAACUCCUCAGUGACUAGUUGUUCAGAGCCAUUACACGAACUGUUGGUUGAAUUUGGCUGGGUGUAGCAGUUAUUGGACCUCAAGAGAUCAAAGGACUUCUUACAAAUAUCUUCCAAAAAUAGCAAGUGCUAGAAUCCUAGUCAAGUGCAUAUGUACAUUGUCACAGAGCAAAAUAAACUGAAAUUGGCUGCUAUGUUUUAUAUAAUCACUUCUGCAAGAGCCCAUUUUUGGAUACUAAUAUUUGACAUGGUUAAUUCUUAUUAAUUUGUUGGAAUUGUUUAUUAAUAAUGCAAAUAGAUAAUUUUAAUUUUCCACAAGUAACAUUUCACUAUUAAUGGUUUGAAAUGGGUGAUAAGCAAACCAAUUUGAAAUAAAAUAUGAACAUGUGCCAUUGUAUUAUAACACUAUACACUUUCUUGACAGUUAAAUUUUAAAAAAUGGUUUUUUUUUUGUAGCAUGUAUUGUAUAUGUUUAUAGUAUAUGUAGUAAAUAAAAGUAUGGCCAAAUGUUUGGCUUGGUGA